CCCCCCCAAAAAAAACAAAUAUAUUUCACCUCACAAUAUUUUUGUGUGCCUAUAUAUGCCCAGAAUUCAGUGCCAAACUCAUCCCAAAACUCCUUCAAAGAAGCGUUUUUGCGUAACGAAGACAUGGAGGUCUUCUAUGUCUCUCUCCUAUGCCUCUUUAUCCUCCUUGUUUCUCUCUCACUCCACUUCACCUUCUACAAGAAACCCACCUCCGGCAAAACCCUCCCGCCGGGCAAGACCGGAUGGCCGGUGAUCGGGGAAAGCCUUGAGUUCAUGUCCACAGGCUGGAAAGGCCAUCCGGAGAAGUUCUUUUUCGACAGGAUGGCCAAAUAUUCCUCACAUGUUUUUAAAACUUCCCUUUUCUUGGAGCCAGCAGCGGUGUUCUGUGGUGCCGCCGGCAACAAGUUUUUGUUCUCCAAUGAAAACAAGUUGGUGCAGGUGUGGUUUCCAAGCUCAGUGAACAAAGUUUUUCCUUCUUCCACACAAACUUCUUCCAGAGAGGAGGCCACCAAGAUGAGAAAAAUGCUCCCCAACUUCCUCAAAGCAGAAGCUCUGCAGAGAUACAUAGGUAUGAUGGACCAGAUUGCUCAAAAACACUUCGCUGCCGGUUGGGAAAACAAAGAUGAAGUAAAUGUUUUCUCUCUGUCCAAGAACUACACCUUCUGGCUUGCCUGUAGGGUGUUUGUGAGCAUAGAAGAUCCUCACCAAGUCGACAAAUUUGCAGACCCUUUUAGCCUUUUGGCCUCCGGAAUCCUCACAGUUCCGAUAGACUUUCCGGGAACGCCGUUUAACCGGGCGAUCAAGGCUUCUAACUUCAUCAGAAAGGAGCUUCAGGCCAUUAUCAAGCAGAGGAGGAGUGAUUUGGCUGAGGGAAAAGCAUCGCCUACACAAGAUAUUCUCUCACAUAUGUUGUUGACCAGUGACGAGAAUGGGAAGUUCAUGAAUGAAUUGGAUAUUGCUGAUAAAAUUUUGGGUCUUUUGAUUGGUGGCCAUGACACUGCUAGCUCUGCAUGCACUUUUAUUGUCAAGUAUCUUGCUGAGCUGCCUCAGAUCUAUGAUGGAGUCUACAAGGAGCAAGUGGAAAUUGCAAAAUCAAAAGCUCCAGGUGAAUUGUUGAACUGGGAUGAUAUACAAAAGAUGAAAUAUUCAUGGAACGUUGCUUGCGAAGUGAUGAGACUCGCACCACCUCUGCAAGGAGCUUUCAGAGAAGCCAUUACUGAUUUCAUGUAUAACGGUUUUUCGAUUCCAAAGGGUUGGAAGUUAUAUUGGAGCGCCAAUUCAAGUCAUAAAAAUCCUGAAAUUUUUCCCGAGCCUUACAAAUUUGAUCCUUCAAGAUUUGAGGGCAGUGGACCUGCUCCUUACACAUUUGUGCCUUUUGGCGGAGGACCAAGGAUGUGCCCUGGAAAAGAGUACGCCCGGCUAGAAAUACUUGUUUUCAUGCACCAUCUUGUGACGAAGUUCAAGUGGGAGAAAGUGAUUCCCGAUGAGAAGAUUGUUGUCAACCCCAUGCCCUAUCCUGAGAAAGGGCUUCCGGUUCGCCUCCAUCCUCACAAAGCUUAAUUAGACUCAAUAAAUCAGUCAUCCUUCAAUUUUCCCACAAGAAAUUUAGUUAAACAUAAGUGGAACAAUGUUUUUCCUUGUACUAUCUGUUUUUCCUUGCACUAGUUAUAUUCUGAGAUUUCUUUUGUUUACUGCACUUUCUCGUUGUUUUAAAAACUUAUGUAUGGCAGAGAAAAGAAUAACAAUGU
Ilex paraguariensis (yerba mate) is the source of this 1748-nucleotide messenger RNA. Lineage: Eukaryota; Viridiplantae; Streptophyta; Magnoliopsida; Aquifoliales; Aquifoliaceae. The record is from the annotation of a GenBank genome assembly.